This is a messenger RNA of Syngnathoides biaculeatus (alligator pipefish), 1611 nucleotides long. RefSeq lists its product as uncharacterized. The record is from RefSeq and is a predicted model, not a curated record. The coding region runs from base 26 to 532 and encodes 168 amino acids. Lineage: Eukaryota; Metazoa; Chordata; Actinopteri; Syngnathiformes; Syngnathidae. The transcript has 2 exons.
GUGUGAAGUUUGUCAUUUGUCGAAAAUGUUCGCAGCGUGGAUCAUCGCGGGUGGCGUUUCCACGACAACACUCCCGGCGACGGUCAGCGAGGCCAGCGGCUCGUCGACGGUCGUCAUGACGACACACCGGCAGGAAAACAGUACGCAACCGUACACCCCAGGUCCUGUCUCCACGGCAACGACCACCAACGGGACGACCGUCGCUCCGACGCGGGGCGACGCCACAGGGGGCGCUACGACUAAGACUCCUCCUCCGACCGGCGGCGCCGUUCCCGGUUGGGGGAUCGCUCUUCUGGUUCUGGCCGCUGUGCUCCUCACGCUCCUCCUCCUAAUUGUCGUCACCGUGGUGCUGUGGUGCUGCUGCGACGGGGGCCGCCACAACAUCCGCGAGGACAUCCCGCUCUACACCACGCACUCGAGAUUCUGGAACGCCAAUCCCGCCCCCGCCUACGUGAGUCUCCGGGACGCGCCGUCGCUAGGACUCGACUCGUCACGUCGCUUUCGCAACCUCCGGGAAAGAAAGCGCAAUUGAUCACGCAAACAAGCGGCCGAGAAACGCCGCACGUUGGCGUCACGAUAGGUCACACGUUGGUCACGCGGCGCGUCGCCCACGUUCUUCGGUCACGUCGUACGUGUGCGCUCUCGUUUCAGGACGGCGUGGACAAAAAAUGAAGGCGACCGACUCAGCGGAUGGCACGCGACCUCCGACCCCACAAAAUGACUCGGGCUGAUUGCGUUAAGAUCCCGAGAUGACAUAACAAAGACAAUCGGAGACACUAUUGAUGAGCCCGCCAAGUGUUGGUUUUGCAUUCUUUGGGUCCAAGCCAAGUCCGCACGUCCCGAGUGGGCUCGGCUCGGUGACUCAGCGGCCGACUUUGGGGUUUGUCGCCGUGACGAGCCUUCCACUGAACAAACAACCGCUUUUGACGACAUUCUUUUUCAUCUUCGGCGUUCCCGUGGAAACGUGCUGCCGACAAAAUAAAAAUAUAUUCAUGUGAAAGUGCCGCUAACAGGAUAUGUGCCCGCGUUACGCAUUCACAGCAUUUCAAAAAAAUCUGUAAUUCGGGAUAAGAAAUGUCGUCGGAUUUCAGGAGCAGAUUAUUUUGCAGGAUGUCCCUAAAAUGGUCAAAAAUCAUUUUGAUCAAAAUCCGCCACGUCAGUGACUCAAGGAGGGUUGCCCCACUUUGUCAGAAUCAGGACUUUACGACAGCAUCGAUGUUGAAAUGUUGCUGGCCAGAAAUCAUUUUCCUGUGACCCAAUUUGGCUCUUUGGUUGGAAAAUGCUCGUCACUUUCUUCCGAGUUGAGGCGCUAGGUUCUCGAGCUCAAAUAAUAAUAAUAAUAAUAAUAACAGCAGUGAAACAAGGACACGUCCUUUCCAGUCGUGAACAAAUUUGAUAUACAUGUCAUUUUUGAGACCAAAAUGUAGCUAGCUAGCCGGCUUGUUAGCCAGCUGGCCGUCUAGCUGGCUAACAAGCCGGCUAGCUAGCGUUGUCCCGCUGCCGCACCUUGUUAGUCAAUAUUUCACUAACACGUCACACAGCAGCCACUUUUUUUUUACUUAUUUAAACACUCCACUGUACUGUGCCGCGCUGUACGACCCAUGGCAGCUU